AUGGGGCUGCCGAGGGGCUGCCCGGCCCUGCUGAGCCUCCUGCUGCUGCUCCAGGCUGGGACGCGGCGGUGCGACGAGGCCGGGCGCUGCCAGCCCRGCUUCACCGCCGACACCUUCACCCUGGUUGUGCCGCUGGGCAGCGUGGAGGCGGGCAGAGCGCUGGGCAGAGUGACCUUCGCAGAGUGCGCCGGGCCGCGGCGCGCGCCCAUCCUGGCGGACGACUCGCGCUUCCGGGUGCGCGUGGACGGCGUCAUCGUGGCGAAGCGGCCGCUGCAGCUCCACGGGCGCCACGUCACCUUCUCCGUGCACGYCUGGGACGCGGCGGGCGGCCGGCACUCGGCCCGCGUCACCGUGGGCGCGCGCGGGCAGCGGCGGCGGCAGGCUCCGGACGCGGCGCCCGCCGUGCUGCUCUUCCCUGAGCCCGGCCACGGCCUCCGGAGGCAGAAGAGGGACUGGGUCAUCCCGCCCAUCAACUGCCCGGAGAACGAGCGCGGGCCCUUCCCCAAGAACCUCGUGCAGAUCAAGUCCAACAAGGACAAGGAGASCAAGGUUUUCUACAGCAUCACGGGGCAGGGGGCGGACACCCCCCCCGUGGGCGUCUUCACCAUCGAGCGGGAGACGGGGUGGCUGAAGGUGACGAAGYCGCUGGACAGGGAGGAGAUCAGCAGAUACGUGCUCUUCUCCCACGCCGUGUCGGCCAACGGGCAGCCCGUGGAGGACCCCAUGGAGAUCAUCAUCACCGUGACCGACCAGAACGACAACCGGCCCGUGUUCGUCAAGCAGGUCUUCAUCGGCUACAUCGAGGAGGGCGCCAAGCCAGGCACCUCCGUGAUGACGGUGAACGCCACGGACGCGGACGACAGCAUCAACGCGGACAACGGCAUCGUGCACUACUCCAUCCUCAGCCAGGAGCCGCCGCACCAGAUGUUCACCAUCGACCCCGUGAAGGGCGUUAUCAGCGUCAUCGCCACCGGGCUGGACAGGGAGAGCACUCCCAACUACACCCUGAUCAUCCAGGCAGCCGAUCAGGAGGGCAAGGGCCUGACCAACACGGCUACGGCCAUCAUCGAAGUGACCGACGCCAACGACAACACCCCCAUCUUCGACCCCAACAUGUAUGAGGGGACAGUGGAGGAGAACCAGGUUGGGGCGGUGGUGGCCCGCCUCACCGUGAGGGACGCGGACGUGCACGGCUCCCCUGCCUGGAGAGCCGUCUACCACAUCAGGAGCGGGGACCCCAACGGCGACUUCAGCAUCAGCACCGACCCCAAGACCAACAACGGCAUCCUCAAGACGGCCAAGGGCCUGGAUUACGAGUUGAAGAACCGGUACGAGCUCGUGGUAGGGGUGGAGAAUGAAGUGCCCCUGACCGUGUCGCUCCCCACGUCCACGGCCAGCGUGCUGGUCAUAGUCAGGGACAUGAACGAAGCGCCCGUCUUCGUGCCGCCCAUCAAGAGGGUGGAGGUGCCAGAGGAUUUGCCCGUGGGGCAGGAGGUCGCGUCCUACACGGCGCAGGACCCCGACAAGCAACAGAGGCAGAAAAUCACGUACCGCAUGGGCAGCGACCCCGCGGGGUGGCUGGCCAUCGACCCCGAGAACGGCAUCAUCACGGCCACACAGGCCCUGGACCGCGAGUCGGCGCACGCGCUCAACAGCACCUACAAGGCCAUCGUGCUGGCCGUGGACAACGGGCUGCCGGAUGCCACCGGCACGGGGACGCUGCUCCUCGUGCUGCAGGACGUCAACGACAACGGGCCCAUGCCCGAGCCCCGCUUCUUCGACAUCUGCAACCGGCAGCCCGAGGAGCAGCUGCUGACCAUCGUGGACAAGGACCUGCCCCCCAACACCUACCCCUUCCAGGUGGGGCUGGAGCACGGCUCAGGAACCAACUGGACCGUCAGGAUGGCCGGCCAAGACCAGCUGGCCCUCAGGCUGGUGAAGGAGCUGGAGCCGGGCGAGUACAGCGUCUUCCUGCGGCUGAGCGACAGCCAGGGCAAGGCGCAGGUGACCUUGGUGAAGGCCCAGGUGUGCGAGUGCGAGGGCGCYGCCAAGAACUGCGAGCGGCGAGCGUUCGUGGCCGGCGGGCUGGGCGUCCCCGCCAUCCUGGGCAUCCUGGGCGGCAUCCUGGCGCUGCUCAUCCUGCUGCUGCUGCUGCUGCUCUUCGUCCGGAGGAGGAAGGUGGUGAAGGAGCCGCUGCUGCCGCCCGAGGACGACAUGCGGGACAACGUGUAUCACUACGACGAGGAGGGCGGCGGCGAGGAGGACCAGGACUACGACCUGAGCCAGCUGCACCGGGGGCUGGACGCCCGCCCCGAGGUCACCCGCAACGACGUGGCGCCCCCCCUGAACGCGGCGCCCCAGUACCGGCCGCGUCCCGCCAACCCCGACGAGAUCGGCACCUUCAUCGACGAGAACCUGCAGGCGGCCGACACGGACCCCACGGCCCCCCCCUACGACUCGCUGCUCGUCUUCGACUACGAGGGCAGCGGCUCGGAGGCCGCCUCGCUCAGCUCGCUCGGCUCGUCCGCCUCCGACCGCGACCAGGACUACGACUACCUGCACGAGUGGGGCGGCCGCUUCAGGAAGCUGGCCGAGCUCUACGGCGGCGGCCAGGACGACGACUAGAGCCCCCCGGCGCCGCCCGCCUCAUUUCAGCCCCCUCGGACCCAGGC
This is a messenger RNA of Nothoprocta perdicaria, 2672 nucleotides long. Its product is annotated as cadherin-1-like. The transcript is spliced from 16 exons. The coding region runs from base 1 to 2625 and encodes 874 amino acids. Gene Ontology annotation, cellular component: catenin complex; plasma membrane; adherens junction. The record is from RefSeq and is a predicted model, not a curated record. Gene Ontology annotation, biological process: adherens junction organization; homophilic cell-cell adhesion; calcium-dependent cell-cell adhesion. NCBI's taxonomy places the organism in Eukaryota, Metazoa, Chordata, Aves, Tinamiformes, Tinamidae. Gene Ontology annotation, molecular function: cadherin binding; calcium ion binding.